AUGGAGCGCGGGCCGGGCCGGCCCAGCCUGCAGCUCGUCCAGCAGGCUGUGCAGGCGCUCUACCACGAUCCCGACCCCAGCGGCAAGGAGCGGGCGAGCUGCUGGCUGGGCGAGCUGCAGCGCUCGGUGAGAGCCGCGGGCGGCGAGUACCGGGCCCGUGCUCGCGGGGAGGCCUCGGGCCCCAUCCGGGCUCCCGUUCCCUCCCAGCUCGCUUUGGCAAUAGCUGACCUCGCCCUGCAGAUGGCUUCGUGGAAGGGCUGUGUGCAGACCCUGGUGGAGAAGUACAGCAAUGACGUGACAUCACUGCCCUUCCUGCUGGAGAUCCUGACGGUGCUGCCCGAGGAGGUGCACAGCCGCUCGCUGCGCAUCGGCGCCAACCGCCGCACCGAGAUCAUCGAGGACCUGGCCUACUACUCCAGCACCGUGGUGUCCCUGCUGGUGACGUGUGUGGAGAAGGCAGGCAACGAGGAGAAGAUGCUCAUCAAAAUCUUCCGGUGCCUGGGCAGCUGGUUCAACCUGGGUGUCCUGGACAGCACCUUCAUGGCCAACAGCAAGCUGCUGUCCCUCCUCUUCGAGGUGCUGCAACAGGACAAGACCUCAUCCAACCUGCACGAGGCUGCGUCGGACUGCGUGUGCUCAGCCCUCUACGCCAUCGAGAACGUGGAGACCAACCUGCCCCUGGCCCUGCAGCUCUUCCAGGGCGUGCUCACCCUCGAGAGUGCCUAUCACAUGGCUGUGGCACGGGAGGACCUGGACAAGGUGCUCAACUACUGCCGUGUGUUCACCGAGCUGUGCGAGACCUUCCUGGACAAGAUCGUGUGCACGCCAGGCCAGGGCCUGGGCGACCUGCGCACGCUGGAGCUGCUGCUCAUCUGUGCGGGGCACCCGCAGUACGAGGUGGUAGAAAUUUCCUUCAACUUCUGGUAUAGACUGGGGGAGCACCUGUACAAGACAGAUGAUGCUGUGAUCCACAGCAUCUUCAAAGCCUACAUCCAGCGCCUGCUGCACGCGCUGGCACGGCACUGCCAGCUGGACUCUGACCACGAGGGCGUCCCGGAGGAGACCGACGACUUCGGGGAGUUCCGGAUGCGCGUCUCGGACCUGGUGAAAGACCUGAUCUUCCUGGUGGGCUCCGUGGAGUGCUUUGCUCAGCUCUAUGCAACGCUCAAGGACGGGAACCCGCCCUGGGAGGUGACAGAGGCCGUGCUCUUCAUCAUGGCCUCCAUUGCCAAGAGCGUCGACCAGGAGAACAACCCGACGCUGGUGGAGGUGCUGGAGGGCGUGGUGCGGCUGCCCGAGUCGGUGCACACGGCCGUGCGCUACACCAGCAUCGAGCUGGUGGGCGAGAUGAGCGAGGUGGUGGACAGGAACCCGCAGUUCCUGGAUCCCGUGCUGGGCUACCUGAUGAAGGGGCUGUGUGACCGGCGCCUGGCGUCGGCCGCGGCCAAGGCCAUCCACAACAUCUGCUCCGUGUGCCGCGACCACAUGGCCCAGCACUUCUCGGGGCUGCUGGAGAUCGCCCGUGCCCUCGACUCCUUCGCUCUGUCCCCCGAGGCUGCCGUGGGGCUGCUCAAGGGGACAGCGCUGGUGCUGGCCCGGCUGCCCCUGGAGAAGAUCUCGGAGUGCCUGAGCGAGCUCUGCGCCGUGCAGGUGCUGGCGCUCAAGAAGCUGCUGUCCCAGGAGCCAAGCAAUGGCCUCUCCUCAGACCCUACAGUGCCCCUGGAUCGACUCGCCGUCAUCUUCAGACACACCAACCCCAUUGUCGAGAACGGCCAGGUCCACCCGUGCCAAAAAGUCAUUCAGGAGAUCUGGCCGGUGCUGUCGGAGACCCUGAACAAGCACAGUGCCGACAACCGCAUCGUGGAGCGCUGCUGCCGCUGCCUGCGCUUCGCCGUGCGCUGCGUGGGCAAGGGCUCGGCUGCACUGCUGCAGCCCCUCGUCACCCAGAUGGUGAAUGUGUACCGAGAACACCAGCACUCCUGUUUCCUCUACCUGGGCAGCAUCCUGGUGGAUGAGUAUGGCAUGGAGGAGGGCUGCAGGCAGGGCCUGCUCGACAUGCUGCAGGCUCUCUGUAUCCCCACCUUCCAGCUCCUCGAGCAGCCCAACGGCCUCCAGAACCACCCAGACACCGUGGAUGACCUGUUCCGCCUGGCAGCCAGGUUCAUCCAGCGCAGCCCCGUCACCCUCCUGCGCAGCCAGGUGAUGAUUCCCAUCCUGCAGUGGGCCAUUGCUGCCACCACCCUGGACCACCGGGACGCCAACUGCAGUGUCAUGAAAUUCCUGCGGGAUCUGAUCCACACCGGCGUGGCCAACGACCACGAGGAGGACUUCGAAGUGCGGAAGGAGCUCAUCAACCAGGUGAUGACCCAGCUGGGGCAGCAGCUCGUGAACCAGCUCCUGCAGACGUGCUGCUUCUGCCUGCCGCCCUACACCCUGCCCGACGUCGCCGAGGUGCUCUGGGAGAUCAUGCAGAUCGACCGCCCGACGUUCUGCCGCUGGCUGGAGAACUCCCUGAAGGGGUUGCCAAAGGAAACCACGGGCGGAGCCAUCCAGGUGACACACAAACAGCUCACCGACUUCCACAAGCAGGUCACCAGUGCUGAGGAAUGUAAACAAGUCUGCUGGGCUCUGAGGGACUUCACCCGCCUGUUCCGAUAGCUCCGGCUCCACGUGGCUCCUGUCUCCCAGGAAUGUCUUUACGGAGAAGACAGGAAACAGCAACCCAAGAAUGUGUCCCACAAUCAGCCGAGGGCUCCAGCGCGCCCCAGAGCCGCGGGAGGACGGCGGGG
This is a messenger RNA of Sturnus vulgaris (Common starling), 2789 nucleotides long. Lineage: Eukaryota; Metazoa; Chordata; Aves; Passeriformes; Sturnidae. The record is from RefSeq and is a predicted model, not a curated record.